AUGUUACCAGGUGGUGUUAUUUUAGUCUUUGUUUUAGUUGGUUUAGCUUGUAUUGCUAUUGUUUCCACUAUUAUCUACAGAAAAUGGCAAGCUAGACAAAGAGGUUUACAAAGAUUCUAA
This is a messenger RNA of Arxiozyma heterogenica, 120 nucleotides long. RefSeq names its product proteolipid ATPase (gene PMP1). The record is from RefSeq and is a predicted model, not a curated record. Gene Ontology annotation, biological process: regulation of catalytic activity. The transcript has a single exon. Lineage: Eukaryota; Fungi; Ascomycota; Saccharomycetes; Saccharomycetales; Saccharomycetaceae. Gene Ontology annotation, molecular function: enzyme regulator activity. The coding region runs from base 1 to 120 and encodes 39 amino acids.